CCUGAGUUCUGCCCUCGGCUUCCUCAGCUGUAAAGUGAGGACGAUGCUGCCAAACCCUGCUUGAAAAGCGCUGUCAGAAGCAGCAAAUGUCACCGAAUAGCUCAGGUGGUGCUUGGUCAGCUGGCACAUCAAGGGCACAGGACACUCUGCAUCAGCUGCCCACGGCCCCUGAGGCCAGGGACCAGCACGGCUGAGGCCAGCCUGGACUGAGCAGUGACGCGUGGAGAGGAGCAACAAUUCCACCCGCGAGCAGAGCCAAGGAGGGCACUGGCCUCUGCCAUCCUCAAAGCCCAAUUAACCAAAUCACCGCAGCUCAGGAGGCUCCGGCAGGGGCGAAGAGGAGCGGGAGGAGAACUCCGAGGAGGAACGGGCAGUGAAAGAAGCUCUGUGGGAGCCUGUCACUGAGAGAGGAUUUCAAAUGAGCAGCCUGUGACACCUCCCCAUGAGGAGCCCAGGCUGGCCGCGCUGGACACUUCUCCCUUUGAACAUUCCCAGGCUCCAAUGCCUCGGCAGAUCCCGAUGUCAGAGCGGCCCUGGACCUGCAGAACGGCGCACGGCAGCACGGCGCUGAGCCCCUAGACCAUGCCCCACACAAUGCCACGGUGGCUCCCGGUGCUGGCCCUGCACGUGGUGCUGCUGUCCCCGCGGGCGGGCGCCUGCCCCGCGCGCUGCGAGUGCGCCCCGCAGCUGCGCUCGGUGCUGUGCCACCGCAAGCGCCUCACCGCCAUCCCCGAGGGCAUCCCCACCGAGACCAGGGUCCUGGAGCUCAACAAGAACCGCAUCCGCUGCCUGAACCCCGGGGACCUGGCCCCGUACCCGCUGCUGGAGGAGCUGGAUUUCAGCGAGAACAUCAUCUCCAAUGUGGAGCCCGGCGCCUUCAGCAACCUGUUCAACCUGCAGACCCUGCGGCUGCGGGGGAACCAGCUCAAGCUCAUCCCCCCGGGGGUCUUCACCAAGCUGACCAACCUGACCCUGCUGGACAUCAGCGAGAACAAGCUCGUCAUCCUGCUGGACUACAUGUUCCAGGACCUGCGCAACCUGAAGAGCCUGGAGGUGGGUGACAACGACCUGGUGUACAUCUCGCAGCGCGCCUUCUCGGGGCUGCUGGGCCUGGAGCAGCUGACCAUUGAGAAGUGCAACCUGACCUCCAUCUCGGCCGAGUCGCUGUCCUACCUCCAGAACCUGGAGGUGCUGCGGCUCCGGCACCUCAGCAUCUCUGCGCUGGAGGACCAGAACUUCAAGAAGCUCUACAAUCUCCUGCAGCUGGAGAUCGACAACUGGCCGCUGCUGGAGGAGGUGUCCCCCACCAGCUUCCAGGGCCUGAACCUCACCUCGCUCUCCAUCACCUACACCAACAUCACAGCCGUGCCCGCCGCUGCCUUGAGGAACUUGGUGUACCUGCGGUACCUCAACCUGUCCUACAACCCCAUUAGCACUGUGCUGAAGGGCUCCUUUAAAGACCUCAUCCGGCUCCAGGAGCUCCACAUCGUGGGCGCUCUCCUGGUGUCCGUGGAACCGCAGGCUUUCUCCGGCCUGAGACAGAUCCGGCUGCUCAACCUCUCCAGCAACUUCCUGUCCACGCUGGAGGAGAGCACCUUCCACUCGGUCAACACGCUGGAGACGCUGCGGGUGGACAGGAACCCCCUGGCCUGCGACUGCCGGCUCCUCUGGAUCCUGCAGCGGCGGAAGACGCUCAACUUCGACGGGCAGCAGCCCAUGUGCUCGUCGCCGCCCGAAAUCCAGGGCAACGCCCUGCGCGACUUCCCGGACUCGGUGCUCUUCGAGUACUUCACCUGCCAGAAGCCCAAGAUCCGGGAUCGGAAGCUGCAGCACGUGACGGCGCGGGAGGGGCAGUCCGUGUCCUUCCUGUGCCGGGCCGACGGGGAGCCCGACCCCUCCAUCGCCUGGGUGUCCCCCCAGCACCGCAUGAUCACCACCCGCAGCACGGGGCGGGCCACGGUGCUGCCCGGGGGCACCCUGGAGAUCCGCUUCGCCCAGGUGCAGGACAGCGGCACCUACAUCUGCAUCGCCAGCAACGCCGGCGGCAACGACACCUACUUCGCCACGCUGACGGUGAAGGGGCGCCCGGCCGACGGCGCCCACCACGCCAACCGGACUUUGUACCUCAGCGACUUCAACGACACCUCCCACAACGACACCCAGGUCUUCUUGAAGUUCACCUUGGACCUCAAGACCAUCCUGGUCUCCACGGCCAUGGGCUGCAUCACCUUCCUGGGCGUGGUGCUCUUCUGCUUCCUCCUGCUCUUCGUCUGGAGCCGCGGCCGGGGGCAGCACAAGAACAACUUCUCCGUGGAAUAUUCCUUCCGCAAGGUGGACGGUCCCACCACCACCACCGGCCAAGGAGGGGCCAGGAAGUUCAACAUGAAGAUGAUCUGAGCCUUUCCCAGAGGAGAACCGUUGUCUGCUGCCCGGCCCCGGGCACGGCUGCGUUGGGACGGGGCCGGGAGGGCUGAGGGAGCACCGGCCGUGUCCCGGAGCCGGCAGAGUGACCUUGCUGUGCUGGGACACGGCUGGAGACGGAGGUGCCACAGGCCAGCAGGGUCGGAACCAUGGGACCUCAGGGUCGGGCAGGGAUCACCCCGAUGUCCCGGCCCUGUGGAGAGCCCUCAGGGCUCAGGAGCCGUCCCAGGGGCUCCUGAUGUAGCGAGGUUUUUGCUACCAACUAUGCAUUUCUUGAGCCAAAAGAUCAGCAGUGUUUGGGCCUGGGAGAAAAAUGCUUCCUGUUUUCCCCCCUACACCUUUUCCCUUUUUUUGUAAGGGACUCUUCAGAAAACUUUCCUGGUA
Molecule: messenger RNA, 2805 nt
Organism: Hirundo rustica (Barn swallow)
Lineage: Eukaryota; Metazoa; Chordata; Aves; Passeriformes; Hirundinidae
Gene: LINGO3
Product: leucine rich repeat and Ig domain containing 3
Exons: 4
Coding region: 583-2397 (604 amino acids)
Molecular function (GO): protein binding
Source: RefSeq, a predicted model, not a curated record